This is a messenger RNA of Galendromus occidentalis (western predatory mite), 852 nucleotides long. Its product is annotated as protein YIPF6. The coding region runs from base 97 to 744 and encodes 215 amino acids. Gene Ontology annotation, biological process: endoplasmic reticulum to Golgi vesicle-mediated transport. The transcript has 6 exons. Lineage: Eukaryota; Metazoa; Arthropoda; Arachnida; Mesostigmata; Phytoseiidae. The record is from RefSeq and is a predicted model, not a curated record. Gene Ontology annotation, cellular component: membrane; trans-Golgi network.
GAGUGGUCACGUCAAUAAACCCUCCUCCAAUGAGCAGAGAACUCUUGGAAAAAUCAGCAAAACUUAAGCAACGAUUGUGAGAACUCGUCGCAACAGAUGUCGUUGGUGGAUUUGGAAUCUCCGUCGACAGUCAUCGAUGGCUUGACACCUCAGGGUCCCGACGAAUGGGCCACUCUGAACACUUUAGAUGAGCCCAUAAUGACAACCGUGAUGCGGGACGCUCGAAGCAUCGUGAACAAGUUCGUCAAUGUUUACACGCCCAAGAAGCAAAAACAACUUUUACGGGAUUGGGAUCUCUGGGGCCCUCUUAUGAUAUGUGUCGUCCUCGCAGUGAUAUUACAGACUUCCGCGGGGAGUUCGAAUUCGGAGGCGGUGCCGCAUUUCGCCGAGCUUUUCGUUAUGGUUUGGGGUGGAGCAGCGUUGGUUACGUUGAAUACCAUACUCAUGGGUAGCCAGCUGUCCUUCUUCCAAGGAUUAUGCGUGCUCGGGUACUGUCUGUUGGGACAGUGCAUCUCGCUCAUUGUGUGCAAGGCUCUCCCAGCCAUCAUAGGUAACAAAAUGGCCCUGUUCUUGGUGACGGUAUCCGCGACCAUGCUCGGAUGCGUCUGGAGCAUCGUCGCUGCAUCGGGGACUUUCUCGGGGCUAUACGAGGAUCACCGAACGAUUCUAGUCAGAUACCCGAUCGUGAUAUAUUAUCUCCUAAUAUCUUGGUUGAUACUGUCCUGGUCCAAUCCGCACUGUUGAAAAUCUGAUGAUGACGUCGAGAGUGAGCAGAACCCAAACCGAGAUGUUGACUAGUAUACCUCUGUAAAUAUGAAGUGGAAUAAGAAUGGAAGAUCGAUAUGUCUGUGA